Molecule: messenger RNA, 1563 nt
Organism: Paraglomus occultum
Lineage: Eukaryota; Fungi; Glomeromycota; Glomeromycetes; Paraglomerales; Paraglomeraceae
Source: the annotation of a GenBank genome assembly
AUGUCGCCAGUAAAUAUGAUGAUCGAUGCGCGUGCUAUUCACAACGACACGCCUACAGACUUUAACGGGUUCAUUGGAUCAGAUUCUGUCCGUAGCGGUUGGGAUGCCUUAUUCAGUCUUUGGUGUACGUGGGCUGUCCACUGGGUGUUACGAAUCUAUUUCGCACGGCCGGCCAAAGAUGAGAAAAGUAACGAUGAAACGAACGACAGAUGUUGUCGCAGGGCAAAGGCAUUUAAAAGAAGUCACAAGCUUCUUACUCAUUUAUUGUUGGGUCUUCUCACCGCCUUAAUUUUCAACAGUAUGGCUCGCGGUUCGGGUGUUGCCGUCCAAAUCUGUAGUUGGAUAUACUUUGGAAUAGGUUCAAUCUGGGUACAAGCGCAAUUUGUGGCUAGAAGACAUAUAAAAUUAAUCAGAAAAAUUGGUGUUACGCUUGAAGCUAGUCUUUUACUUGUCAUCUUAAUUCACGCUUAUAUUGGUAGAAAGGUUUGUCUGCCACCAAGACUGUGUGCUAUAAUUACAAUAUCUUCUGCCGCAUCAAUCGCUCACUUGGUCCACGCAACCUACGGAAUCAAUCUCUUUGUUCUCUUAAUGAGAUUGUAUUCACAUGAUAGAAUCAAAGAUGUUACACCAUCGCCGAACUUAAUUGUAGCAACGAGGUUGCCUCAACCUCAGCUGAAUGCAGUCAAAAGAAAGCAUACUCAGCGACAAUUGCAACAACCUACGCAGAAGGUAACUCAAACUACGGAACAUGAGAAUAUGAAACGACAGGAUAAAGACACGGAAGAGGUCAAAGAAAAGCAACAGAUAGAAGAUCAGGGAACACGUAAAAGAGGACGACCAGCCAAACAAGUACAGCUGACAGAAAACCAGCAGCCGCGUAAGAGAGGCCGGCCGGCCGGUUCCAAAAACAAGCCGCGAACAAACGAGGAUAAUCUUAAAAAACCAACUAGAACGCGAACAAGAACACGAGAACCUGUGACGACAGAGGCGGCAGCGGCAGCAACCACCACUGUUACCCCCGCCACUACCACCUCCGUCACUACAACCAUCGCCACCAACACAACAACAACAACAGCAGCUGUAACGCCAGUGACACCAGCAACAGAAACAACACCAGUAACACCAGAUCUAAAUGUUUUUUCAUUCUCUGCUACCUCUCAACCAGAAUCUCCGACUGUUGCAUCUCCUUCGACUUCGAUCGAACAGUCUUCUGGAAUGACACGUGUAAAAAUGUUACUAAGUCAGAUGGACAAUAUGUCACUCGGUUACUUUGGGAAACUGGUUGAUGAUAAUUACGACGAGGAAUGGAUGAGUGAAAGUUAUUUGACCGAUCUGCGCCAUCAACAGCAACAGUCUUCUUUGUGUGUAUCCUAUCCGACAUGGUCGCAUCAAGACGAAUGUGAAUGGAAGACAUGGAUGCAAGAAGUAGAAGCUGAAAUGUCACGUAAAUGUCUUGAUAGUGAUGGUAUAAGUAAGGCACAAGAAAUGCUGGAGAUAGUAGGGAACAUGGACUUGUUGGAAAUCAAACAAUUUCUUAAUGUGUUGAAUGAAAAUUGGAUAUAA